Molecule: messenger RNA, 282 nt
Organism: Desarmillaria tabescens
Lineage: Eukaryota; Fungi; Basidiomycota; Agaricomycetes; Agaricales; Physalacriaceae
Exons: 3
Coding region: 1-282 (93 amino acids)
Source: RefSeq, a predicted model, not a curated record
AUGACCAGUGUAUGCUCAUUCAGAGUUUUGGAUAAGGCAAACGGUGCAGGGAACGACGCAUUUUCCUCCUAUGUUGUCGAGAAGGCUACUGCCUCGACGCUAAGUUCCACCAUGCCCAACGAUGACAUCCGUGAAGAGCCUUCCAGGACAGCAGACAGCGCGGAAGGCUUCGACCUGGAUCCAGUCAAAACUGCUGCCAUUGGACCGACAAUCACGACAUUCUUGCACGAGACCCUGAAGUUAUGCAUGGAUGCUGUCGCUGCGAAGUUGUCGCGCUGCUGA